Larimichthys crocea (large yellow croaker) is the source of this 4828-nucleotide messenger RNA. Its product is annotated as suppressor of tumorigenicity 14 protein homolog. The record is from RefSeq and is a predicted model, not a curated record. NCBI's taxonomy places the organism in Eukaryota, Metazoa, Chordata, Actinopteri, Sciaenidae. Bases 252 to 2921 code for a protein of 889 amino acids. The transcript has 19 exons. Gene Ontology annotation, molecular function: serine-type endopeptidase activity; protein binding. Gene Ontology annotation, biological process: proteolysis.
UGGCUGUGCGGAUUGUACCCUUUCAUAGUGGUCUCAUUGUCCCCGCACUGCAUUCUGGGGCUCCGUGUGACACCUGCCGCCCAGUUCAGGUAAACGGGAGGCGGUGAAUGCCCGCUGCAUCCGAGCCGCUCAGGUCGGAUUUCUGCGCUUUUUUCAAAGGAAGCAACAACGGGGGUUUCCUCUCUCUCCAUCGUUUCUAUGCCUGAGGUAUUGUUGCAUAUCGCCUCUCCGGAGCUGAACGGGACAGUGCCAUGAGGACUCUCCCCAAAAGCAAAACUUGCGAAGUGUACUGCGUCUCCGGGCAUGGACUCUCAGGCUGCUCCGCUGCACAGGGAGAGGUGGAGUUGAAGGAGCCCACCCAGUCACUGAGCCCCCCCACGAAGCCUGAGGAUCAGGCAGAGAAGAAGGUGGAGGGGGGGAAAGCUUCGGACUGUGGCUCCUGGAGGAGAUGGAUGUUAGGUCUACUCCCUUUCUUUCCCUUCACUGCCGCCAUUGCACUGACUCUCCACUUCUUAACAUCUCCGCCUUCCUCAGUGUUCUUCCUUGGUGGCAGCAUGGAGUUCCCAAACCUGAGCUUCUCCUCAGAGCUGACUGACUCCACCUCUCCUCAGUUCCGCCUGCAGGCUCAGGCUUUGAACCAUUAUUUCUCAGAACUCUACGAGUCCUCACCGUGGAGCUCUUACCACCUACACUCAGGAAUUACUGCCUUCAGUGAAGGAGCAGAAGGGCUCACCGUCUUCUACUGGAGUAAAUUCUCAGCCCCGGAUGAUGUCGCAAUGGCAAUACAGAGGUCCAGCCCGGAGAGGCUGCAGCGCAGGCUUCCUGGGACCAACAAGGUGGUGCGGGACACCCGCAACGAGCAGCGCUAUUACAUGGAGCAAAAUGACAACAUGCUCCACCUGCUGGGUUUGGAUCCUGAUGACUUCGAAUCUGAAGACAAAUCAGACAAGAGUACGAAUCAAAACAGCAUCCAGAGUGGGAAGUGGCAGCUUGGCUUCCAAGCGAUGUCCUUUGACCUCUAUGCCAAAUAUGGCAACAAUCGCACCCUGAGCCUCGUGAGCCCCAAGAAGCCGUACUACCAGUGGCGCCUCCGUGUGCCAUCGGGUCAUGUGGUUCGCCUGGUCGUCCUCACCCUGCACGGUGCCACACCGGGAAGCUGCACAGCCCACAAGCUCUCAGCCUACGACUUCUUACUUCCAUUACAGAACAAGAUAAUCGCCAGGUGGUGCGGGCUGCCUGUUUCAGGUUCGACCCCUGUCAUGAAGCUGACGUCCUCUGGGAAUGUGAUGUUGGUCACCUUCUCCUUCAGCAGACAGAGGGAUGGAGCUGUCUUCAAAGCUUACUUCCAAGCCAUCCCAAAAGCAGUUUGUGGAGGGUCAAUUUCCUCCUGGAACGGCUCCAUUUCCUCACCCUACUACCCUUCCUAUUACCCUCCUAAUAUAGACUGCACCUGGACACUACGGGCGCCGUUGCCAGGAUACCUGAUCUCCAUGACGAUCGUGACGAUGGACAUUCAGGAUUCCUCGUCAUCAGAUGGCUGUGAGAAAGACUGGCUGGACAUUGGAGGGGUCAAACUUUGUAAUCCAGUGUCGGACAGCAGCAAAAAGCGAGUCUACUCCUCACCUCUGUCACUCCACUUCCAUUCGGAUGAAUCGCUCACUCACAAAGGUUUCUACUUGCUCUACCGAGCCUUCUCUCCAGAGGGCACCUGUCCUCGGCAAUUUCGCUGUGGAGAUGGACGCUGUAUCCCUCUGAGGAAGGUGUGCGAUGGGGUGAAAGACUGCUCAGAUGGACGGGACGAGGCUAGAUGCUCGUCCUGCAGGCCUGGUGAAGUGCUGUGUGGAAACGGCCAGUGUAGGCCUCAAAGCAGCAAGUGUGUGAGCCAGAGCAGCUGUUCAGACAGCAGUAGCGAAGAGGGAGCCUGCGCAGGUAAAUGUUACCACGUGUGUCCCAACAAGGUGUGCUUGCCAAAGUCUGCAGUGUGUGACGGGAUUAUCGACUGCAAAGACCGCAGUGAUGAAGUCAAUUGCAGCAGACCUUAUAUUAAAGGCUGCUCCCCAUACUCGUACAAAUGCGCCAAUGGAAAGUGUAUAAGUAAGGUUAACCCAGAGUGUGACGGAGUCAAAGACUGCUAUGACGGCUCUGAUGAAAUGCGCUGCAACUGUGGCACCAGGCCCAGGAAGCGUACCAAGAUAGUGGGUGGCUCUGAUGCCGGGGCGGGCUCAUGGCCAUGGCAGGUCAGCCUCCAGAUGGAUCGCUACGGCCACGUCUGUGGAGCCACACUGGUCGCCAGCCGCUGGCUCAUCUCUGCGGCUCACUGCUUCCAAGACUCGGACGCCAUUAAAUACUCAGAUUCUCGCGCGUGGCGGGCCUACAUGGGAAUGCGUGUGAUGACUACGGGGAACAACGGAGCAGCCACCAGAACAAUCCGGCGGAUCGUCCUCCACCCGCAGUACGACCAGUUCACAUCGGACUACGACAUUGCACUUCUGGAGCUCAGUGCUCCCAUUUUCUUUAACGAAUUAGUGCAGCCUGUGUGCAUCCCCGCACCAUCACACACCUUCACAACAGGGACCAGCUGCUUCGUGACAGGCUGGGGCGUCCUCAUGGAGGAUGGUGAACUGGCCGCUCGCUUGCAAGAGGCCUCAGUAAAGAUCAUCAACAGGAGUACUUGUAACAAGCUAUAUGAUGACGCUGUCACUCCCAGGAUGCUAUGCGCCGGGAACCUCCAGGGAGGGGUGGAUGCCUGUCAGGGUGACUCAGGAGGUCCGUUGGUGUGUCUGGAGCGAGGCAGGCGGUGGUUCCUGGCUGGAAUCGUGAGCUGGGGUGAGGGCUGCGCGAGGCUGAACCGUCCCGGUGUUUAUACACAGGUGAUCAAGUUCACUGACUGGAUCCACCAGCAGACUAAAGGACAGGUGUGACUGAAUACCUGCCUGACACAAACAAAACUUACAGACUUUAGCACACAGGAUGAAGGUUUCAGACCGGGAGUCCAUUUUCAGACUGUUGUCAUGAUUGCAUGACAACACAUUUGGACAGUUUUUGGGAGCAUGUCCAUGGCAACGGGCCAGCAGGGUGAGCAGCAGCAUGUCAACAUAGCAGUAGCUAUGUUGACAUGCACAAAAAAAAAAAAGCCAGUACAUAACAUGCAUGUCAUAGAAGCCACAGUUUUGAAACAGCGAUAGUAAAUUUCCUCAAUCAGAUAGACAGCACAGUACCUGCUUUAAUCUGUAGAAUCAGGUUUCAGAACAGAUUACAGGCUGGCAAACUACCCAGGUUAUCUUGUGCAUGUAAACCUACCCACUUACUUCCUGUUUUUCUAAUGCUUUCCUGCGUUUCUUUUCCCUGCCACAUCCACCUUUUCAUGGCCAUGUCAGGUGCUGCCAUUAAAAUCAGAUCAGUCGUUUCAUUGAACAUGGAAAGAGUUCUCUCCCCACAAAGUAUGUAACCGGAUGUCUUAGCCCUCGUCUACAUUCAUCCAUGUACUGUAUAUGUGUUUUCGUGACUCGCUGCAUGUGUUUUAAGAGUUGUUAUUGUACUGUAUGUGUAUGUAUGUGCAUUUGUAUAUCAUGAGUUUAUCUGAGUCCUAGCCGUAUGUUCAAUAUAUUCUGUAACUGUAGACAAUCCCUCAGUAGGAGGUGAUAAUAUAUUUUGCAUUUCAGUUUUUGCUAUGAUUUAAUUUAUCUUCACCGUGCCUCGUUUGUACUCCGCCACGAUCACAGCUCAUGCAGCGGAUGCUCGUGUGAGGCUCAAAUCAGAAGCUCCAGAGGAGAACCCACAAAUCUCCUGCUCGCCAUUAUCAUUCAGCUCACAUCACCACCCAGUGGCCAAUCUCCACCAUUGUGUAUUCUAUGUCCAGUGGGGACAUGAUGCACCUACCCACCCAAAGGAUGAACAAAAAAAAACAAAAAAACAUGCAGUUUGCAUCAUUGUUUCAUGAUAUCAAAUUAUAUGCCUUUAUAUUAAAGACACCAUUUCCAACAGCAGCAGGUCAGGCAUUUGUUUCUCAACAAAACUGUUAAAUCAGUGCUUUUCAGUCAAAUGAAUAUCUAACCUGAGCAAUAGUUUGAGGUAUGACUACAUAUAUACAUACAUAUACCUUGCAUAAUCUGAUGAUGUUAUGUAGGAUACUUUGAGCAAGAACUCACCUCCAAACUGAGACGACCUGUAUAUUUUUUCUACUUGUGUUAUCUUGCAAGGAACAUGUCAAGUCUUUUUUUUUCUUUUUCUUCUACUAAGAAAAGAUUUACUGUUUGAAAUGCGAGAAACGUGUCUGUCAAGUUGUUGAUUAUGACACCACCGGUUUACUCCAGUGCCUACGUGCUGAUUAUCCCGUGUACCAAUCCAGAGGAGUACACAGAUGUAAGCAGAUGUUCCCUGCUCGCAUCCUCUGUGAUAUUCAAUGGUGCUGUUAAGAAAAAAAGAUCAGUUGCACUUUAUUUAUUUAUUAGGAAAAAGACACUUUUAUGUGCAAAUGCAUACUUUAAAACACUAAUAUACGUUAAUAUACUUUUAUUAACACCUCAUUGCUUGAUUCUUUUUUUAACACCUCACUGCUCGAUGCUUGACCACCGGUGACGCGCCUUGGGUGUGUCAAUGGACGUCACGGAAGUCCGCUAUCCGGUGGCUGCACUGUGGGAACUGUAUAAAUCCGCGCCACUUUCCAAAACGAUGGGAAAAAGUUGCACUGGAGUUCAAGCGCGGUGUCCUAUUGCGUGAUCUCCCGCAGCUAUCCUCAGGAAACCGAAUCAUCUCUAUUCACUGACCAUCAGCGCUGAGCGCCUACAGACACAGACAAGAGCGCUGCGCUGUGUUGUGUUGUGGAAGG